Messenger RNA from Rhincodon typus (whale shark), 4665 nucleotides. It is a transcript of the gene wdr24, whose product is annotated as WD repeat domain 24. Gene Ontology annotation, biological process: positive regulation of TOR signaling. Gene Ontology annotation, molecular function: protein binding. NCBI's taxonomy places the organism in Eukaryota, Metazoa, Chordata, Chondrichthyes, Orectolobiformes, Rhincodontidae. Bases 620 to 2977 code for a protein of 785 amino acids. The transcript has 10 exons. The record is from RefSeq and is a predicted model, not a curated record.
GCGAGGGCGUUUGUUUCAUAAACGGGGUUUGUGUUGCUGGGGGAAAGAAGAGGAAAAUUCCUUGGGCGGAGAGUGAGGGUUAUAGACACCUCACCCCCGGCUGGGCUGGGCAGGGGAAGGCUUGCAGUGGUUCCACUGAACGCUGGACACUCCUAAAAGAGAAAGUAAAAUCCGCAGCUGCCUGUUUUAUUUUUCGUUUGUGUUGGCGGGCGUUAAGUCUCUUGUGGCGGUAAUGUCGGUGUUCGAGGCUGUUCUCCCCGGACGGAGAGGCUGCGAUGACCCUGGAGCCGACACUGAAGCUGGGGAGAAGGCUUUUAACAAAAUUGAUGUGAAUCUGGGGUUCUGUCCAUCUAAAACUCUGGAACUGCCUUUAAAUGUGAGGAGUUAAAUUCAACUUGACUGUGUUCACAGAACAAUGGUAAUUCGCACACUACAACAUGUCAGUAUCCGUACUGAUGUACUAGAUCAGCUGACUUGUCAAUAAGGACAAAUUUGUCAACUGUUUGAAACGUGGAACUGUGGAUUUUUUUUUUUGUCAGAUUGGGGGUACUGACGGAAUUGAAAACGGCAGCUCCCAUUUCCUAACUGGCAACGUUGCCUGAAGUUACUCGUGUUUUUGAUGGAGAAGAUGGCACGAGUGACCACAGUCCUGAGUGGCUCAACCAUCACGGGGCGAACUAUGUUCUGCCACCUUGAUGCACCCGCCAACGCCAUUAGUGUAUGUAGGGACGCUGCUCAGGUGGUAGUGGCAGGGCGGAACAUCUUUAAAAUCUACUCCAUAGAAGAGGAGCAGUUUGUGGAAAGGGCGAAUCUCCGGGUUGGGCGCAAGCUGUCCCUGAAUUUCAGCUGUGCUGAUGUGAUGUGGCAUCAGAUGGAUGAUAACUUACUGGCAACGGCGGCCACGAAUGGAGCUGUGGUCACGUGGAAUUUGGGAAAACCGUCUCGCAACAAACAGGAUCAGCUUUUCACCGAGCACAAGCGCACAGUCAAUAAGGUCUGCUUCCACCCCAAUGAGAUUCACAUGCUGCUGAGUGGUUCCCAGGAUGGCUACAUGAAGUGCUUCGAUCUCCGGAAGAGGGAAUCUGUGAGCACCUUCUCUGGUCAGUCAGAAAGUGUCCGGGAUGUCCAGUUCAGUAUAAAAGACUAUUUCACAUUUGCUGCUUCAUUUGAAAAUGGUAAUGUUCAGCUGUGGGACAUAAGACGGCCAGAUAGAUAUGAGCGCAUGUUUACAGCACAUAAUGGACCUGUCUUCUGCUGUGACUGGCACCCAGAUGAUAGAGGAUGGUUAGCAACUGGAGGGCGAGAUAAAAUGGUGAAAGUAUGGGACAUUUCAACAACUAGGACCAAAGAGAUCUAUUGUGUCCAGACUAUUGCCUCAGUCGCACGUGUGAAAUGGCGACCGGAAAUGAAGUACCAUUUGGCCACUUGCUCCAUGAUGGUAGAUCACAACAUUUAUGUCUGGGAUAUCCGACGCCCAUACAUUCCAUUUGGAAUGUUUGAGGAGCACAAGGAUGUGACCACAGGAAUUGUAUGGCGCCAUAUUCACGAUCCUUAUUACCUCCUUUCUGGAUCAAAAGACAGCACUCUGUAUCAGCACAUGUUUAAAGAUGCCAGCCGACCUGUUGAUCGUGCCAAUCCUGAAGGGCUGUGCUAUGGGCUGUUUGGCGACUUGGCUUUUGCUGGAAAAGAUAGCAUGUUUACCAGUGACUCCAAUCGGAAAACCUACGGAGGCGAGAGACGCUAUCCUAUCUUUUUCUUCAAGAAGCCGGAUUUAUCAGAGCAAUUUGCAAAUGUGUCCAGUGCUCUGAAUGUGUUUGAAAUGGAAGGGGGCAGCAACUCCAUGGACUGGUUUGUCAACAUGGCACAACAGUACAUUCUGACUGGUCGGUCGCUGGCUGAGCUCUGUGAUCAUAAUGCUAAAAUCGCUAAAGAAUUAUAUCGUUACCAGGUGGCUCAGACAUGGACAAUGCUGAGGAUCGUCUACUCCAACCCAGGUGCUAUUUCAUCAGUCAACUUGAAUCAAAGUAUAGGCAAGAGCGGGGGCUUGCCCCUUAUGAACAGUCUUAAGGAGCUAUCUGUAGCACUUAACAAUGAGACGAGGUUGGAGCGAAGCAAGGCUGAAAAUCGACAAGAGAUUAAUCACUUAGAUUCCUCAAACCCUUUGAUUACUGCAAAUGAAGAGAAUGAGGAAACAGAAGGUAGUGAUGUGCCGACUGACUACUUGUUUGGCGAUGUGGAAGGAGAUGAAGAUGACCUCUACAUGGUGGACCACGAAAAUGCUCCUGCAGAGGAACAUGAAUACAUUUUGCCUCAGGAAGCAUUUCAACUGCGUCAUGAAAUUAUAGAUAAUCCUUCAGCCCCAGACCAUCUCCAGGACAAAAUGGAAUCUCCACAUGUCAGUGGCAAUGAAGCAGAGACUGUAUGUUUGACCCCAAUUGAAUCCUUUUCCCUCAUGUCAAUCUCCCAGCCCCUGUAUGAUGCCUAUCUGCCUGCUGAUUAUUUUAAUUCCCUUGUGAAAGACAUGUUACAUUACUAUGCAGAGCAGGGAGAUGUGCAGAUGGCUGUAUCCGUUCUCAUUGUACUUGGGGACCGUAUACGGAAAGAAAUUGAUGAACAGACACAGGAACACUGGUACACAUCAUAUAUUGACCUGCUGCAGCGCUUCAAACUAUGGAAUGUCUCAAAUGAGGUGAUCAAAUUGAGCACAUGCAGCUCCAUCAACUGUUUAAACCAGGCAUCAACCAGCCUUCACAUCAACUGCAGCAACUGUAAACGACCAAUGAGCAGCAAAGGCUGGAUCUGUGAUAGAUGCCGCCAGUGUGCUAGCAUGUGUGCUGUGUGUCACCAAGUUGUUAAAGGGCUGUUUGUUUGGUGCCAAGGAUGUAGCCAUGGUGGGCACUUACAACACAUCAUGAACUGGUUAAGGACUAGUUCACAUUGCCCAGCUGGAUGUGGCCACCUCUGUGAAUAUACCUGAAAAUCUCAACAUGGCAUCCAGUGAGCAGUGACUGGAUUUGUAAUUGUCCACUGCUUGUGGGUAGUGCUGCAACUUCCCAAAAUUUUAAAAUGUAUGCUUUAGAUACAAAAAUGGGUUAAGUUUGGGUACAAUGAAAAUCAACUGAUCCACCAUUUAAAAAUUGAUGUGUUAACUGAAGUGAAUAGCUGUGGAGUUUUAUUUUCCUGUUACAGUUUUGUCCGCCAUUGCCACCUCGUUUUUUGAAGUGGUAUCAGCAAGAAAGACUUUGUGAAUGCAGCUUAUUGAAGCAUGCACGGGUGGCUUGCUUUCCAGUCACUGAUAAUACUAUACGGAAAUGUGCCUCAAAGCAACACGAAUGCAGAAAGCUGCUUUAUAAAGCAACUGGAACAGAUCCCACAUUGAGUGGGUGUGAUAAUUUAUCAUAAGACAACAGGCGGAGCAUUCUGUACUCUGACUAACCACAGGCCCAAUCAUCAGGAGUGCUUAUCUGCACACAGCUUAAGUUAUAGUAAAGCUCAAGAAAAACACUCCAUUUGGUUAAACUUACUUGGAUAGUCAAUAUCACUUAAAAUGCUGAAAGAAUAACUCCAGAAGUGGGUCAUUCAGUGCCUUCUGUAUGCUGUGUAUCUUGUGCAUAAAAUCAUUCUACCAAGUCUAAAUAAAAUUACAAAAUGUAAAGGUUCAAACAUUUUGGGUAAGGGGACCAGAGCAGGUUGAGAACCUAAGAAUCCCCUCCAAUUCAGUGAGAUUGUCAGCAGUGGGUCUGACGGAAGCUGCUUGCAAGCACAAUGCUGUUAAGAAUGCUGUGAUCUUGAGUUAUUAGACAUUGUAAGGAAUUAGCAAAGAAUGCACCAAACUGAUGGUUAUAAAGCACCCAUCAGCUAAUUCUUUUAAAAAAAAAUUUACAAUUCCCCACUGUGGGAACCUCAAAGUAAUGUCCUAGACAUGAGGUCAACAAGCAGUUUCAAUUCAGCCAUAUUCUAGCAACGUCAAUUGAGACAUUUCCUAUUUCCAACUCACUGCCUCAUUAUUCCAUUUUUCAGGUUAUAUGCUGCCUACUCACCAAAUGUCACAUUUUUGUUCAUCUGCAAUUGCACUAGGAUGAAAUGGAAUUUUGAAAAGAGGAAACCCAUUUCUUGGCCAUAAUCUUGAGCAAAGAAGCAGUCUAGCCUCAUUUACAUAGGUAUUUCAAUGGUUUUCCAUUGGAUUUUAAAUUUUGUUGAGUACUUAGUGGAACAUUGCUGUGUCUUUGAGUUACAUUCCAUAUGUAAAGAAAACCUCGAUCCACAGCUGGAUGUACAAUUUUUGAUAAAUUGUAAUAAAGACUUUAACACGAAAUUAAAGUUAAAUGAACUCUCCUGCAUGUUAUUGGAGGUUGAAACUGUAAGAGACUGAAGGUUGUCAGAAAAUUAAUUUAGUCAUCUUAUACUUGUAUUAUAAAUAUCUAUUUGUUAUAUUUAAGAUGAGUACUUUUAAAAAUAUAAUAGUUUAUUUUACAUUGAAUCCUGCUAGAAGUAACUAGUGUACUCCUGCAAAAAUGCUGUAAAAUAAACCUCGGUUGCAAUAGUUUUUCUCAUUAUUUAAUUCAUUCUUCAGCCCAGUGCACACGAUUUUCCUCUAAUAUAUAUUGUAAUGUAUUUAAUAACAUAACCCUCUUAGGUUGGUGUAAAUAAAGCUAUUCAAUAAUG